Molecule: messenger RNA, 663 nt
Organism: Nerophis lumbriciformis (worm pipefish)
Lineage: Eukaryota; Metazoa; Chordata; Actinopteri; Syngnathiformes; Syngnathidae
Source: RefSeq, a predicted model, not a curated record
AUGGCGCCCAAACAACGUGCCGCUAAGUCCGACUCUUCCAAAAUGAACAAGAGCGACGACAGGUCAGAUGGUUUUUGUUUGGAAAUGAGCUCCAGCGACGACGAGGCCCCCGAAGAGGUCACCUUUGAGGACUCCAAGGCCCAGGCGCUGAGGAGCGUCGAGCUGGCGCUAAAAGACGCGAGAAGGGAGAAAGAUUUGCUAAAGGAGAAGAGGAAGAAGCGGCAGGAACUAUUCCAGGAACAGAAGAGGAGGAAACUUCUUUCCGCUGAACUUCUGGAAGAAAUUGACGCAUCAGAGAAGCAAAGCCAGCAAGAAGCCGGGGACGUCCCUCAAGAUGACAUGCGACAGGAGACGAAACGCAGGAAGAAAAAAAGACUUCAUCACUCUAAAAAACUUAAGGCUAACUGCAAGGUGACGAUGGCAAAGAAUCAAGCGUCGGCGUCUUUCCAGCAGAAGGCUGCCGAAGAUUUCUUACAGUCGCGGCUUUACGGCGCCGGAAGUUGCCGUGUCACCAGCACUCAGCUGCUGUCCCUUCAAAAUAAGACCGCGAGGACCAAAGGUGCAGCAAUUGAUUUCGUCAAGAGCCAAUGGGCUCUAAAGCAAAAGAGCAAAGCGGAGAAGUUGAACCUCAGGUGGAUACGCAAGCACGUUCCUUCCAGCUGA